AGAAUGGAAAUAACAGCACUCUAAUUCUUUUGGCAACACUCCAACUUCUAUGGGCCAUAAUUGAAUUCAGACAUUUAUCUUCUCUUCAGCUUUUGCUAAAGACAUUUAUCCUUUCUUCGGUCUGUCCAAAUUCUCUCUCUCUCUCUCUCUCCCCAAUGGCUUCCUCUCUUCUUCUUCUUGUGUCAGUUUCAUGGUUCUCUUCCUUCCUGGCUCUGCUAGUCUCACCCGCACAAGCAGACACCUGCACCUCACAGGUAUUCAUUAACAGCAAUCUCUACUCCAGCUGCACCGACCUCCCCGUCCUCAGCUCCUACCUCCACUGGACCUACGAUACCUCCAACUCCUCUCUGUCCAUCGCCUUCAUCUCUACACCCCCCCAAUCUGACGGCUGGGUAGCGUGGGGCAUCAACCCCACCUCCACCAAGAUGGCUGGGGCACAGAUACUCUUGGCCUACAACACAGAUAGUGGGAUCCCAACCGUCAAAACCUUCAACAUCAGCUCAUACACCUCCGUGGUACCGGGAAAACUCUCGUUUGAUAUCUGGGACAUCAGCUCCGAGUUCUCCAACGGAACGUUCAAGAUCUUCGCCGCCCUUAAGGUUCCCCAAAACGAGAAGUCUGUGAACCAAGUCUGGCAGGUGGGCCCCCGGGUCAACCAAACCUCUGGUUUCCCCGACAAACAUGACAUCGUCGGCCCCAACCUGGAGUCCUUUCAGACCUUGUCCUUGGCAGCUAAUCCCACAACGGGCACUGGCAUUAAUCCAUAUACACCUGGCACUAGCAUUAAUAAUCCCUAUAAUAGUAGCAACUGCAAUCGUCCCAAUCCCACUAUGCCGUGCGUUCCCGCUAGUGGCAUGGGUGGUGGUGGCUUUGGUCGUCGUGGUGGUAGUGGUGGUGGUAAUGGUAGUGGUGGUGUUGGUGGUGGUAGUGGCGGGGGUGGUAGUGGUGGUGGUGGUAGUGCAGGAGGGGCUUUGAGGAUUGGAAGUGGAGGAAACGUGGUUUUGUUCUCUGUCUUGCUUUUGGUUCUUGCAGCUCUCAUUGCUUUCUAAAUUUCGUAUUUUGGAUUUGGUCUUCCUAAUUUUAUUUUUCUUCAUAGUAAUGUGAUCGAUGAGGUUUAUUGUAUAGGGAUGGUAAUUUUCUGAUGCUAAUGGGUCGUGUGAGGAAUAAAAUUCUGUUUGGGGAUAGCUUUGGGGAAAUUUUUUGGAUAUGGGGUUGGGGCUGGUUCGGGGAAAUUAUGAUAUAAAGUAAUAUGUAUAUUAUUUAUAUUUCAUGUAUGUAUAUAUUGCCAAGUGUGUUCUAGUUGUGUAUCAUGAAUAUUAUUAAAUUUUAAAUUCUGCA
Messenger RNA from Prunus persica (peach), 1338 nucleotides. RefSeq names its product auxin-induced in root cultures protein 12. The transcript has a single exon. The record is from RefSeq and is a predicted model, not a curated record. Lineage: Eukaryota; Viridiplantae; Streptophyta; Magnoliopsida; Rosales; Rosaceae. Bases 156 to 1049 code for a protein of 297 amino acids.